GCGCAGCAGUGCGCCGGGAGCGCUUCACGGGGUAGCACGCGCGUGCUGACGUUCCUCACAGCGUUCCUACUCGAACUCGCGUAGACGUUCUUGUCGCACGUGACGGCCUCCGUUCUCACGGCCGACGUGCAACUCUUUCCGCGAGCCAAACGGGCUCCGCAACCCCCUCGAGGGGCAUUCUUCCGCGCGGAAUCUCGACUGGUCGCAGUGUACGUGAUCGUGCUCGAGACAGAGGACGCCGAAGUCGAGACCCAGUGGCUGACUGCGAGGCUCCUGGACCUGUCCGUCUUCGGGGUGAUUCACCCCUGUGUCUGCCGAGAACGAACUGCUGUUACGGUGCGCAGAGGACGACGAAGGUAAUUCGUUGAAGCCGGAGGUCCAGGCGUUGAUCAUCAGCGGCUCCUUUGAGCUGUGGACGCCGCUUUAAUAACCAGUCAGCCACGCGAAGUAUUUCAUUAAAGCCGGAUAUCCACGGCGAGGGACGGGAAGGGACGACGAGGAACGGGUUUCCUGGCGUCGCGCGAUGCGAUUCUGCGAGGAUAGGGGAGAACCAGCGGCGCUUCCCUUUGACGAUCGUCCCUUGUCUGAGCCGGGGGAGGAUCUCCGUCAUCCUGGCGCGAAAGGAAGCACGGUCUCGUACAAUUCCGCGGUGGCCCGGGAGCUACGGAGGAUUGAAUAAGUAUCCUAGUCACGCUGCAACAAGUUCUUACAUAUGUCCCACCCCUGUUACCUUGGAAAGUGUCAUCAAUUCGGAGGAAGCGAUUAAACUUCCUUUAAAAGAUAGCCCUAUCAAGAAAGGGUCUCAUCGAGUAUCGUUGGAAGAAGUGUGGGGAUGAAGACAGACUUUGGUAGACACCUGGACUGGAGCUAAGAAGAUGCCUAGGUCAAGAGGUCUUAUGUUCUUGGGGUGUUCUCUGACCGAAGCUUGGACACUGUCAAGUGGUAGUGGCGGGAUUCGAUCAGCCCUGAUGUACGUGGACUGAUAAGUGCUGAUAUGAAGUAGAGGCGUCUGUCAGAGAUUAUUCAAGACAAACUGCAGGGACAUCCAGAGCAAUGUAGCAAAAGUGCACCCAUAUCCUAGCACGUCGAUCCGUUCCUAGUUAACUUAACCCGACCUUGUGAUGUCUUCAGCAUCAAGACAAAAACAACCCUCCUCCAACAAGAGACACCACACGAUAUAGAAACCUUCUCAAAACUUGACAAACGCCAAGUCUGAACAGAGAGAUUGGAAGGUGACCGUCCACUCCUCCAUUAAAAAUAAUGAAGACGCGAAGCAGCCUAAGUGCCUGGCACAACUCACCGCUUUCCUGUGGCUGUAACAGUGGCUUCUAACGGUCUGCGGCGACUUGGCCGGGAUGCCCGGGAGAUCAGUUCGCGAAUCCAUUGCGGGGGAGUAUCUCCCUGAAGUCGUCCCGUGCAUCCUAUUCUUUCCACUCUGCGCUCCCUCGAAGUGGAAUUUAUUUCCAAUCCGAGAGCAUCCGCACAAACGCGGCCUGGAUGAGGGCUACGUAUUCCCGAAAAUGCACGGUCCAUAGAGACCCGGAGCUCCGUUGAACAAUACGUGAUCUUAGGGUGAACAAGAUCCCUUCAGGUUCUGUUGAAAAGUGAAACGUUUUAGAAGAUACCAAAAACCAAGUUCUAUGGUUCGAAAAACGGUUCGUGUCGCGAACAAUGAGCCCAUAAAUAGCUGGAAACUAUUAAUUAACCCCCGACGGGGGAUGCUAGGACACCCUAAUAUCGAAAUCGCGAGUGAAGUGCGAUAUCCUUUAGGGAAAAGGGCGACAGACGUUUUCGGGGGUUUCCCACCCCCGACGAGCAACGGCAAGAAGGGGUGGAGUUAGCCGGGACUAUGAUGCCGGUUUGAUAACGUGGGUCGGUGACACGGUGCACGGUCGCGCGACUCGCUACAUCCGUGUCUGGCCCCAACCCCCGUAGUGUUCACCCCCCUCGGAAGGGGUUGGUUACGGCGAGAGUUUGAGGAGAGGAGAAAGAGGCGGAGGGAAGAGCGAUCGUGGGAGUAAGAGGUAGGGGAGCGGAAGAAAAAGGAAAUUUGAGACAUUAAAGGGACCCUGUUACAGGGCGCAGGGGGUUAGAGGGUGAAAGUGGAAGAGGGCGAGAGACAAAGAGGGUGGUAGGGAUUCAUGGGAGGUAGAAGGGAACAACGUACUGCAACGUGAACGAGCAAGUCGAAGGGAGGAGGAGGCGGCAAGAGGACAAGCAGGGAAGUUUCCGUCUGUCCGACGUGGAUGGGGGUGAAAAUGUUCGGAGUAUUGCUGGCAUGUGUCUGGCUGGUUGCCGGCUCCCCGUUACAUCCCUGGCCGCUAAUACCGCACAAAGCGAUUACACAGGGAUCCUACAUCAGGUAUUACACAGCCGCUUGGUACGAUACCGUAGCACUGAGAGAACAUCGUAUCAGAAGUCGUCGUGACACUUCGGCUUCCGGGCAUCCGGGGGACACGACGUUGAAUCUACGCCUUCAUGCUCUCGACAGGGUCUUCAAGAUGAGACUCACGAGAGACACGAGUCUAUUCCAUGAGAAUGUUGCCUUCGAGGGAUCGAAUGGACGGCGAAUUGCGUUCGAUCCCCUGCACGCUUACAGCGGAACACUCGAAGACGAUGAAAAUUCAUCGGUGCAUGGGAUCGUGACGGAGGAGGGUCUCUUCGACGGAACGAUUUUCACCGCGUCCGACGAAAUCUACAUUGAACCAGCCAGCAGAUACUCCCCGCUCGUAUGUCAUCGUCAAGACGGUGAGCGAAAUGACGCCACUGACACCGUUCACCACCACACGAUAGCGUAUCGUUCGGUCGACGUGAGCGUUCCUCGCCCCAAUGGAUAUCCAUGCGCCAGCGAAGUCUUGCGGGAAAACACGUUGAACGAACUGAGGACGAACAGGACGUGGAGUGGAUAUCUCGGGGACACAAUGCGGCCGCUUUAUCAACACCAGAACGAGGGGAACUCCCGCGCCAAGCCGGGUUUCUAUCCGAAGGACGCCAGGAAAAAAGACCCCACCGCGAGCUCCCACAACCUGGAGCUACUCGAUAGGCUGUAUAGGGCGAGGUACUCCAGAGUGCUCCGGAAGAGGACGUCAGUGGAUCCAAAGAAAACGACCUGUAUGUUAUACCUGCAGGCUGACCACACGUUUUUCGGUCACUAUAAAUCCGAAGAGGCCUGCAUAGAAGUGAUGACACGCCACGUGCAGCGUGUCAACUCCAUCUACAGGUACACAGAUUUCAAUCAGGACGGCCAGCCAGACAACAUCAGCUUCAUGAUAAAACGCGUAAAGGUCCACGGCGAGGAUGCCCUGAACGACUCGAGCUACAGGUUUACCGGCGCCUAUGGUGUGGAGGAGUUCCUCGAACUCUUCUCUGAGGAAGACUACGACGCGUUCUGCCUAUCGUACAUGUUUACAUACCGCGACUUUGAAAAGGGUACCUUGGGACUGGCGUGGACGGGGGACUUAAAGAACGCUGGAGGAGUUUGCGAAAAAAAUGGGCACUACAGGGGUAGCAUGAAAUCGCUAAACACUGGUAUAAUCACCCUCCUGAACUACGGCAAGCACGUACCACCGACGGUUUCUCAUGUCACCCUGGCACACGAGAUCGGUCACAACUUCGGAUCCCCUCACGAUCCGGACGAGUGUUCACCUGGAGGAGAGGACGGAAAUUUCAUAAUGUUUGCCAGAGCUACCAGCGGGGACAAACGAAACAACAAUCGCUUCAGUCCGUGCAGCCUGGUCUCCAUAAAUCCCGUUCUAAAUGCCAAGGCCCGCUCGACCAAAGGCUGCUUCGCCGAGCCUCAGACUGCCAUCUGCGGGAACGGCGUGGUGGAAGACGGCGAAGAGUGUGAUUGCGGAUGGGAGGAGGACUGCAACGACCCUUGUUGCCACCCUCAACGACUCCAUCAUCCCUCUCAUGAGAUACCUUGUCGUCUUGCCGAUGGUGCAGUGUGCAGUCCCAGUCAGGGUCCCUGCUGCACAUCCGGCUGCACUCUGCGCAAUGGCGAUAAGUGCAGGGACGACAACGGAUGCAGGGACGCGAGCUUUUGCGACGGUCGCGGUCCCCAGUGUCCGCCAUCCAUCAGCAAACCUAACAAGACCAUAUGCAACGAGGAGUUCGUCUGCUACAUGGGGGAAUGCACCGGCAGCAUUUGCCUGGCUUAUGGCUUGGAAUCCUGUCAGUGCAUCGCCGGGCCCGAGGAUCCCCCGACCAAGAGCUGCGAACUGUGUUGUAAAUUGCCAGGAGAGGAUCAACCGUGCCUAUCAUCCUUCGCCUGGAAUUCAGCGCCGUACGAUAUUCCUGAUAUGCUGUCGAAGCCAGGCACGCCCUGCAACGAUUACAAUGGCUAUUGCGACGUAUUCCAGAGAUGUCGAGAGGUGGACCCCAGUGGGCCUUUAGCGACACUGAGGAGAUUGUUAUUGUCAGACGCCAGUUUGGCAACCUUCCGACGAUGGCUGACCGACUACUGGUACGUCGUCGCGCUCAUUGGCUUGGUUCUGCUGUUAAUCCCGGUGCUGUUGAUUCGUCUCCUGCGGAAACGACGCAAUCGUCUCGUGAAAAUUCUGUCCACGCCGAGAUCGACCCUCCAACCCCCCAACGCGAGCGAUCCAAUUCCCCAGCAACGGUCGUCGGCGCGCAAAAUACAAUCCAUGGACAUCUCGCGUCUGAAGAAGAGGAUCGUCGAGACGAUGAAGAGCCUAGCAUCUCCGCGACGAAAGAAGGAGUCCUCCUCGCAGGGUAACACGUUCCUGGUGGGGAUCUCCCGCCUCCUGGGUAGAGACUCGACUCGCCCGGGGUCCGAGGAACGAUCCUCGAACGAGGUCGAGAAACUGUGCGACGCCAGAAACGAGGAAACGCGCGAAGACGCCGAGGGGAACGUUCCCAGGCAAAAACUCGGUUCUAGGAAAGAGACCAACGGCUGGAGGCGACUGUCUCUACUGUUCCUCGGCAAUCGCGGUGCAAGUUCCUCCCCCACCCGAAGAAAAUCGAACAACGGCGAAUCGAUGCGCGUCGCGGCUUGGAGAAGAAGCGUGCAGGUCGAGAAACUGUGCAACACGUCGAAGACGAUCGUGAACCCCUUAAGCGGCGCCUACGGUUAUCAAACCGAGCCUCUCGUGGUGCCGGACACACCCGACACACCUGGGGAAACGUCUGAAGCGAGAACCCAGACGUCUGAUCGGACCGAGUUGCUGGCAGACAGUUAGUUCUGAAGAGGGACACUGAACUCUGACCCACUCUGUGGAAACGGUGUUCUUUCGAUGCGUUCGAACGUUGGCCGAGAUACAAGUGUCUUUAUCUUUUAAGUUGCAAGGUGGUGAGUCUAGGGUUUCCGUUUUUGUCGCAGUCUUGUCGCUUCAAAGAGAGAUCCACUGUAUUUCUGCUAUCAUUGAAAAAACAAUCACGAACCUGUUUACUGGUUUCAUUUCAAUACAGUAACUUCCGUUUUGAAGAUUCGAUGUCCACCCCAGAUUCGAGUGACUUCCCACUAUUCCUGUGUAAGUGUGAGAAAUCUUAUCGCCCUAAACAUGCUCGAUUUUGUCACUUCGAAAAUGGAUCUACCGUACCAGUAAUCACGCGCGAAAAUUCGAUUCUUUUGUUUCCCUGUUUGAUUGCCUAUCGAAGCCCAACGCAACCAUUCAGACAAUCUCUCCGUACUGUACAGAAAACUUCGGGUUCGAUUUUGCGUUAACGGAAGCCUCGGAGUGGUUAACCGAACUGUGCACCGCGCCUAGGUCUAAGAAGACAAUAUUUGAUCUCCACUUGCGAGAUGAAACGAUCGAUCCCGUCGAGAAUGGGACGCGACUAGCGUCGAACUCCGCGUGUAAAUAUUGUACAGUCUCUUGUACCGCUGUCGCCGUAGAUUAGUUUCGAGAAUUAAGGGGUGUGUGUGAGAGGGAAGCUCGCGAAAGUUUGCGAAGCCGUGUGGGUUCUUGUAAUUCGUGUAGCCAGACAGCUCUUCGCAUAGAAACGGACCAAAUAUAGGGAGGAAGGGGUAAGAUCGUCCAGCGCUGAACUCGUAGAUAUGUGUAUAUAAAGGAACGAUUGUUACUGUACAAUAAAUCGUAUGUUAUAAUAUAUUAUAGAUUCCCUACCAGCAAGAUAUACUUGUAAUACACGUGUAUAUGGAUUACGGUGAUUUUCCCCCAUCCUUUUGGUUUGGUAUAUAGUUUAUUUCUUUCAUCAAUGUUUCAGCCAUUU
Hylaeus volcanicus is the source of this 6195-nucleotide messenger RNA. RefSeq names its product disintegrin and metalloproteinase domain-containing protein 10-like. The transcript is spliced from 17 exons. Gene Ontology annotation, cellular component: plasma membrane. Lineage: Eukaryota; Metazoa; Arthropoda; Insecta; Hymenoptera; Colletidae. Gene Ontology annotation, biological process: membrane protein ectodomain proteolysis; Notch signaling pathway. The record is from RefSeq and is a predicted model, not a curated record. Gene Ontology annotation, molecular function: metalloendopeptidase activity. The coding region runs from base 2247 to 5201 and encodes 984 amino acids.